GGGCGGCCGGUUGCUAGGACCUGGUGAACGCUGUGCUCCCGCGUCCUCCGCAGUCGAGUCUUGGAGGAUGGAGUCUGCCCUGGGCCUCAUGGACCAGCCUGGGCUUGGGAAGACCAAGAGUGAGGAAGAGCCUGCACCAUGGCGAGCCCUGCCUGUCCUGUCUGAGCAGCAGUCUGGGGCCGUGGAGCUGGUACUAGCUUAUGCUGCGCCAGUCCUUGACAAGCAACAGACUUCACGCCUCCUCCGUGAAGUGUCCACACUCUACCCACUGCCUGCCCAGUCCCACCUCAAGCGGGUCCGCUCUAGCCGUGGAGCCAAAGGUUCCCAUGCCCUGGAGCUGCUACUGUGCUUGGCCAGGCCAUCGGCUGGCCCAUGCUCCCUGGCUGAGCUUCUUCCGAAGCCAGCUGUGGACACCCGUGGCCUGGGGCCACCCUUCUUGGUGCUUGUGCCUGCCCGGCCGCCCCUCACCCGGAACCAGUUUGAGGAGGCACGUGCACACUGGCCCACAUCUUUCCAUGAGGACAAGCAAGUGACCAGUGCGCUGGCUGGCCAGCUCUUCUCAGCCCAGGAACGGGCUACCAUUCAGAGUCACAUGGAACGGGCCAUGCGGGCAGCCCAACGGGCAGCAGCCCAGGGCCUGAGGGCCAUGGGUGCUGUUGUGGUGGACCCAGCCUCAGGCCAAGUGCUGGCUACCGGCCAUGACUGCAGCUGUGUGAGCAGUCCCCUGCUGCAUGCUGUUAUGGUGUGCAUUGACCUCGUGGCCCAGGGCCAGGGCCGUGGCACCUGGGAUUUCAGGCCCUAUCCAGCCUGCUCCUUUACCCCAGCCACCGUCCUGCAAGGUGCCCAUGUGGGCAGUGUUCGUAAGCUGGACGCUGUUGAGGAUGAGGAUGGCUUGCCCUAUGUGUGCACUGGCUACGACCUGUAUGUCACCCGUGAGCCCUGCAUCAUGUGUGCCAUGGCCCUCGUCCACUCCCGCAUCCAGCGUGUCUUCUACGGGGCUCCCUCUCCUGAUGGUGCCCUGGGCACGCGCUUCCGCAUCCACGCACAGCCGGAUCUCAACCACCGAUUCCAAGUAUUCCGAGGUGUCCUCGAGGACCAGUGCCGCCAGCUUGACCCUGACCCGUAGGCCUGGUGCCCUCUGCUUCCAGAACAUUCUCUGCUUUAGCCAGUCUCAGUUGUGUCACCUGAGGCCCUGUUGCUCUUGGUCCAGAGGCCCUGUCCUUUGUAAGGACAUUGGCGCUUAUCCCAGUAUGUGGCUCCUUCCAGCCCGAAGCAAGUGCCCCCUCUGUCUGCUGGAUGUGAGGAUCCCAGGGCUCAGCUCCUCAUGGAGCAAGCUCAGUGGCCAUCUUGUCUACCUAGUGGUCCUCUACUGUCCUGACCAGGAACAGCUAUGGUGUGGAAAUAAACCAGCUCCUGUCUGCA
Jaculus jaculus (lesser Egyptian jerboa) is the source of this 1422-nucleotide messenger RNA. It is a transcript of the gene Adat3, whose product is annotated as adenosine deaminase tRNA specific 3. Lineage: Eukaryota; Metazoa; Chordata; Mammalia; Rodentia; Dipodidae. The record is from RefSeq and is a predicted model, not a curated record. Gene Ontology annotation, cellular component: nucleus; cytoplasm. The coding region runs from base 68 to 1126 and encodes 352 amino acids. The transcript is spliced from 2 exons. Gene Ontology annotation, molecular function: tRNA-specific adenosine-34 deaminase activity.